AUGGAGAUGGACUACGAUUUAGUUCUGGAGGAUGAGUUUGACGCCCUGUGUUUGGAUGUCAGGGGAGAGGAUGCUUCGUCUUCAAAGAUCAAAUAUCCCGCAAAAUUACACGCUCGCAAAGUCGUCAAGGAGCUAGGUGUCCACGACGGCCUCAUAUAUCUCCCCGGUCAACCAGAGAUCCAACUAGAGGACUCAGACCAACCGCAGCUCUUCCGCCAGCGACGAUACUUCUUCUACAUCUCCGGCGCCAACUUUGAAGACUGUGCCGUGACAUACGAAAUCGCACACGACAAGCUCACGCUAUGGAUUCCGUACAUCGAGCCCCGUCAGGUCCUCUGGUUCGGUUCCAAGCCCUCCGCAGGGGAAUGCAAGCGGCGGUAUGAUGUCGAUGAGGUGAGAUACACGACACAGCUGGGCAAGUUCCUCCGCAGCUAUGCCGCGUCGCCUUCAUGCCCUGUGACAUACAUCCUUCAUCCGAAUCAGGCUCCCGACCUGGGCCAUGGAACACAAGCACAGCUGCGUCUCGAUCACACUCGACUGCUGCCGGCUAUGGACCGCGCCCGGGUCAUCAAAACGCAGUAUGAAAUCGCCAUGAUUCGUCGCGCGAAUGAUAUUUCUAGCGCGGCGCAUCGCACCAUCGCAGAACGUCUCUUGCGUCUUAAGAAUGAACGUGAGAUUGAGGCCAUUUUCCAGGCUGUGUGUAUCGCUAGUGGGACGAGGUCGCAGGCGUAUCCUGUGAUAGCUGGCUCGGGCGCCAACGGCUCGACUUUGCAUUAUAACGAGAAUAAUGCGUCGCUCAGGGGGAAGCAGUGCGUUGUGAUUGACGCUGGUUGCGAGUGGGAUUGCUACGCUAGUGACGUUACGCGUACGUUGCCGCUGUCGGGGUCGUGGCCGCCGAGGGCUGCUGCCGUGCAUGCUAUCGUUCAGCGCAUGCAGGAUGAGUGUAUUGCCAUGGUUCGUCCUGGACAGAUGUGGUAUGAGGUUCAUUUGCAUGCUGCGUCGGUUGGGCUGGACGGUCUGCUCAAGCUGGGCAUCUUGAAGGGCGAGCGUGGGGAGGUUGCUCGUGCUGGCACCGUUUCAGCAUUCUUCCCGCAUGGUUUGGGACAUCAUGUGGGAUUGGAGGUUCACGAUGUGUCUGGCACGUUGCCCCUGGCUGUGACAAAGGGCCAUGAUGCGCAGCUGGAGUUUGGGAAGAGGACGACGGUGACGCCCUCAAUGCUUGCUGAUAUGAUGCGGAUGAAGCGGUUUGGGGACAUGGUGGGUGUUGAGGAGAGGAGGAGACAGCGCUUGCAGCCGAAUAUGAUUGUUACGGUUGAACCGGGAAUCUACUUUUGCCGCGAAUAUCUAGAGGGUUACUUCCGGAGUGACCCUGUUCACCGACAAUUUAUCGACUGGGAUGUCCUCGAAGACUACUAUGCCGUCGGUGGUGUUCGUAUUGAGGACGAUAUCCUUGUGACUGAGGAUGGGUAUGAGAACUUGACGACUGCGCCCAAGGGUGAUGAACUGUUGGAUGUCAUCAAUAAGGGAAGGAAGUAG
Molecule: messenger RNA, 1536 nt
Organism: Pochonia chlamydosporia 170
Lineage: Eukaryota; Fungi; Ascomycota; Sordariomycetes; Hypocreales; Clavicipitaceae
Product: Xaa-Pro dipeptidase
Exons: 5
Coding region: 1-1536 (511 amino acids)
Molecular function (GO): manganese ion binding; metalloaminopeptidase activity
Source: RefSeq, a predicted model, not a curated record